Penicillium angulare is the source of this 816-nucleotide messenger RNA. Its product is annotated as ABC transporter ATP-binding protein. Gene Ontology annotation, molecular function: ATPase-coupled transmembrane transporter activity; ATP hydrolysis activity; ATP binding. The coding region runs from base 1 to 816 and encodes 271 amino acids. NCBI's taxonomy places the organism in Eukaryota, Fungi, Ascomycota, Eurotiomycetes, Eurotiales, Aspergillaceae. Gene Ontology annotation, cellular component: membrane. The transcript has a single exon. The record is from RefSeq and is a predicted model, not a curated record.
AUGUUUGAUGGCAUCCAAAAACUUCUGGAUGUUUUUGAGCUGCAGCCAAGCAUCAAGGAUAGUGCAGGUGCCCGAAGAAUUCAACAUACAAACGGUCAUAUUGUUUUUGACAGUGUGGAAUUUUCCUAUUCCAGCCGACCGCGACCAAUCCUGAAGGAUCUCAGUUUCGAGGUUCAUCCAGGGACAACAGUGGCAAUCGUAGGUCAUUCAGGCUCUGGCAAGUCUACGAUAUUCAAGAUACUUGAUCGGGUUUUCCCAUUUCAAUCGGGACGUAUCUUAAUUGAUGGCAUUGAUCUCGAACACAUUCAACUUAAUUCGUUGCGCAGAGCAAUCACAUUUGCUCCUGCGGGUAUUCAGACCUUUGAUGAUCUAUCAAUCAGCGAGAAUUUGAAAUGCGGCGGUGAGUUUAGUUCUGAAGAAAUAGAAAAGGCUUGCCGUAAUGCGGAAGUGCAUGAUAUUAUCUCCAAACUUCCAGAAGGGUAUGAAAGCCAUGUGAGGCCAGAAGAGCUCUCAGAUGGAGAAAAACAACGGAUCGGGAUUGCACGUGCUUUCCUUCAUCGCGAAAAAACCCUUUUGAUGGAUGAACCUACCUCCUUUCUUGAUGCAGAAACACAAAACAGCAUUUUGAAAAAGUUCGCAGAGCUUGGAGGGACAACUCUGAUUACCGCCAACCGAAUCUCGACUGCGAAAGCCGCCGACAUAAUUUUCGUCCUAAAAUAUGGUAGAGUUGUUGAAAGGGGGGCACACAAUGAACUUAUGGAACAGAAUGGGGUCUACCACAAACUUUACAACUAUGAAGUCAAUGAAAUGAAUUAA